Molecule: messenger RNA, 1289 nt
Organism: Pseudo-nitzschia multistriata
Lineage: Eukaryota; Bacillariophyta; Bacillariophyceae; Bacillariales; Bacillariaceae
Source: the annotation of a GenBank genome assembly
CCCGAGAAUGGCAGCGAAGAAAAGCUUUCUAAUCUUAGAGCAAUUUUGGGAUAUGAGAUACCGCGUGCUCGACUUGUUCAAAUUUUGGAGGCAUCCAACGGGUCACUGGAGCAUGCCAUCGAAAUUUAUUUUCAUCAAGAGAACCAAGAAAUGGAGCGCACCAAUGUAAAGGAUACGGAUGACGUGAAAGGAGAUUAYUCACCGCUAGAUCAGCACGAUUGUUCAUCCAAAAAUGAAAGGAAACCAGAGAUUUCCAAUCGCAAUGAAUACGAAGAUGUUGAGAGCGUAGCAGCGAAUAAAAAACGAAGUCAGACAAGAAUGGCAUYAAACCAUACAAAAAAAUCUCCAUCGAAACAGGCUCGAUUGGAUUCGUUUUUCCGCGUUGAUUCUGCGAAGGUUAUUGGUUCACUUAAACAACUCGGAAGGAAGGAUCUAACAGGGACUAUAGUCAAAAGAGAGACACUUGAARCAAUUCAAAACUCUGAUUUGGAGAACUUUAACAGAACGUACGAAGAGACAAUGGACAAAACACCAACUGCUGAAGAUACUGCAAAAACAAAAAUGUUUGCUCCUAAAGUAUGCAAUGACAACGACAUGAAAAAGGGGUGCCCCGAUGCUUGUUCAGACACGUCUUACGUCUCGUUUCGAAGACUUUGCGAGGCUUUGCAAGAAAUGACAGAUACUACAAAACGUCUUACAAAGCUCAAAGUGCUCGAAACAUUUAUUAGAGAAGUUGUUUACUCUGAUUCCACCGUUGACAAAAGGUGCAACAGAGGAGAAAGAAGCCAUGUCUCGAUGAGGGUGAAUACAUUAUCGUCGGCGUUGGGACUUAUGUUAGGAGGAGGUACAUCUUCACCACUGAAUAUCAGCGGUUCUGCAGUUUCUAAAGCACUACAAACCAGCCUAGGCAUUACACGAAAUCAAAUUUCGAAGGCAUACCGACACUAUGGUGAUCUCGGUGAUUGUGCUGCCAGCUUCUUUCAAAAGAAGACGCAUUUUUUGGUCACCUCAAAUGCUCGUCGCCAGUUAUCCAUUCUUCAGGUGACGGAGGUAAGUCAAAGUUGUCACCUGAUCUGAUGUAUUCUAAUUGAUUAUUUGCUCUAAACGCAUAUUUAUGACGACUGGCUAAUUUAUUUCAGGGUUUGAGCAAAGUCACYGAGACAACUGGAAGAGACGCAAAACAACAUGUUUUGCACUCUCUUCUACAAAGCUGUAAAAGCAAGAUAGAAUGUCGGUUUUUGGUUCGACUGCUAUUACGUAACAUGCGAAUUGGGGCGAAUAUUAAGACA